This is a messenger RNA of Phalaenopsis equestris, 952 nucleotides long. RefSeq lists its product as uncharacterized. The record is from RefSeq and is a predicted model, not a curated record. Lineage: Eukaryota; Viridiplantae; Streptophyta; Magnoliopsida; Asparagales; Orchidaceae. The coding region runs from base 85 to 807 and encodes 240 amino acids. The transcript has 8 exons. Gene Ontology annotation, cellular component: chloroplast stroma.
UUACUGAGCGGUUUGUUGCAGCUCUUCAAACGAAACGGAUAACGUUGCCAAGCGACGCUUUCUGCUUCACUCUCCAAGCCUCACAUGGCCGUGCUCGGCGGUGCAUUCGCAGGCUCCUUCGUCCCUACCUGCUAUAGAACCCAGUCGAUGAAACCACCAUUCAGGAUAGGGAUUUCUUGCAUCGGAUGGGAUCCAGAGGGUGUCUUGGGUCCGCCUCAGAGCGGCCACAUAGCGCGGCUGGAGUUCCGGCGACGGCUGGAGAAGGAUGCCAAGGUCAGAGAAGAGUUCAGCCAUCUGGUGCGCGAGGAGAAGGAGCGGCUUCGUGCCCGCAGGGAGGCACGGAUGCCACCGGAAAACAACGCGGGGCUCGUGGAAUACUUUCUUGAAACCGAAGCCAGGGAUAUUGAAUUUGAGAUUGCGAGGUUGAGGCCGCGAUUAACCAAAGAUUUCUUUGAACACGUACGGAUUGAGCUGGCGAAGCUGCGGUUUGCUGUUGCUAGAACUAAGGAGAUGGAGGAUAGGGUAAUUGAGUUGGAGGCCAUGCAGAAGGUUUUGCUCGAAGGAACAGAAGCCUAUGACAAAAUGGAAGGUGACCUCGUGUUAGCAAAGGAAAGGCUUAUGAGAAUAUUGCAAUCUAAAGACAAGAAUUCUACUUUGCUGGAAAUGGUUGAGCGGAAUGAGUUGAGUAGGUCUGUUUUGGCCCUUCUUGAUGAAAACAUUGCCGAUGCCCAGCAAAAUGAUCAGAAAGAAGCUGCCGCCUUCAUGGAGAAAGUCCGAGCAGCAAUUCUCAAGUAUAUUACAAUCUAGUAAAUGAACAAUGAUUAAAAUCUGAUUUUUGAUUUGUUAUUUAUCUUCAGUAUAUCAAUUUCAUGCCCUUAUUCUUUGAGUACUUAGCCACCUUAACAAUUACUGUAUUCUUAUUUUAUUUGAAUUCUCUUUGAGCAUAAUGUUG